Rubroshorea leprosula is the source of this 2663-nucleotide messenger RNA. NCBI's taxonomy places the organism in Eukaryota, Viridiplantae, Streptophyta, Magnoliopsida, Malvales, Dipterocarpaceae. The record is from the annotation of a GenBank genome assembly.
ACUCCUCCUCUUCUCUCUCUAAACCCAGAAAGCAGCACUGUUGCUUCCUUCAUUGCUCCUCAAGGAAUGCUGAAUCCUCCACAGACCCAUUAAGGAUUCUUCCCCAUUUGCUCCAUAAUCUCCUAAUCUUGUGUUUUUUGCAGAUUUUUGGCUGUGGAGGAGGAGAGCCUUUAAUGGUCUUCAAGAGAUGUAGGAGACGAAGUAGGUUUCUCUCGUUUGUUGAUAAUGGUGGUUGCAUUUUCCCGUCCACCAACUCCCUCUCGGCAAUCUCCGGCACAACAACAGCGAGAAGAGCGGAAUGCCAAUCUAGAAAACGCAACUGGGUCGACCGCCUCACUUCCUCUUAAGGACAAUGGCGUUGUUGCGAGAAAACCCAGAGGGAGACAGGUCUCGUCUAGGUAUUUGUCGCCUUCGCCGUCCUCGUCUUCUUCCUCCUCGACGUCGGCGGGGACCAAAACGACGCGAUUUCCUUCUCCUCUCGUUUCUCGCUCCACCAAUUCUACCUCUAGUUCAACCCCAAAACAGACACUGCUCUCUUCGCUUCCUAAGCGCUCCCAAUCUGCAGACCGGAGGCGGUCUGGAACUCCGGUGCCGCAGGGGAAUGGUAAUGCUUCUGAAUUAUCCGCCGCCACUAAAAUGUUGAUCACUUCGACGAGGAGUUUGUCUGUUUCUUUUCAAGGGGAGGUCUUUUCGCUUCCGAUUAGUAAGACCAAGGAGCAGGCAGCUCCCGCUUUGAGCAGGAAACCUACCCCAGAAAGGCGUAGAGCCACUCCGGUGAGAGAUCAGGGAGAGAACUCGAAGCCAAUGGAUCAACAGCGGUGGCCUGCAAGAAGCCGUCAAGUGAAUUUGACUUCUAACCCGUUGUCUAGGAGUUUGGAUUGCAGUAAUGAGAGGAAGAAGCUUGGUGGGUUUGGAUCUGGUGUAAUGGGAAUGAAGUCACUGCAGCAAUCUAUGAUGUUUGAUGAUAGUAAUAGGAGGUUGUCUUUUGAUUGUGGUAGUAGGUUGAGCCUGGAUUUGGGCAAUGCAGAGUUGCUCAAGGAAACUAGGCAAAAUCCAGAUGCUAAUUCAGUAAAUGAGGCUUCUUCUGUCUCUUGUGAUCUCACCGCAUCUGAUACAGAUAGUGUGUCCUCAGGGAGCACCAAUUCAGGGGCACAAGAAUGCGGAGGUGGAGUUUCGAGAGGGAAGAGUGUGCCUCGUGGUAUUGUUGUGUCAGCGAGGUUCUGGCAAGAGACAAAUAGCCGGCUAAGACGGUUGCAGGAUCCAGGGUCACCACUGUCUACGAGCCCUGCGUCUAGAAUUGGUGCCCCAUCAAAGCUCAGUCAAUCAAAAAGGUUUUCUAGUGAUGGUGUGACGUCCUCUCCAAGGACAUCGGCUUCUCCCGUAAGGGGAGCUACAAGGCCUGCUUCGCCUAGUAAGCUUUGGACAUCUUCAGCUUCAUCACCAUUGAGGGGGCUAAGUCCUGCAAGGGUGAGAAGUGCUGUUGGUGGUCAAAUGAGUUGUAACUCUGCUAAUACACCUUCCAUUCUUAGCUUCUCUGUUGACAUUCGGAGAGGAAAGAUUGGGGAAGAUCGUAUUGUUGACGCACAUUUGUCGAGGCUUCUAUAUAACCGUUACUUGCAAUGGAGAUUUGUAAAUGCAAGGGCAGAUUCUACAUUCAUGGUGCAGAUACUCAAUGCAGAGAGUAAUCUUUGGAAUGCAUGGGUAACAAUUUCUGAACUGAGGCAUUCUGUCACCCUUAAAAGAAUCAAGUUGCUGUUGCUGAGGCAGAAGUUGAAACUUACUUCCAUCCUCAAGGGUCAAAUGCCUUGUUUGGAAGAAUGGGCUCUCCUAGACAGAGACCACUCCAGUUCUUUGCUAGGAGCAACUGAAGCUUUGAAGGCCAGCACCCUUCGUCUUCCAAUUGUUGGAAAUGCAACGGUGGAUAUCCAAAAACUGAAGGAUGCUAUUGGUUCAGCAGGAGAUGUAAUGCAAGCAAUGGCAUCCUCAAUAUGCUUGCUAUCAUCAAAGGUGGAGGGAAUGAAUGUCUUAGUAGCUGAACUCAUGAAUGUUACAGCAAAGGAGAAGGCUAUGCUUGAACGAUGUAGAGAUUUCUUGUCUACAAUAGCAGCCAUGCAGGUUAAGGACUGUAGCUUGAGAACACACAUAACACAACUAAAUCGGCUAUCAACUACCAGCAGCCUGACAACACGUGUGUAGAACUGAUCUCAUUUGACUACUUACCCAAAUUCUAACAUUACACGCCCCGACAUCAUGUUUUUCCAACGGGGGUGGAGGCAGCACUGGAGGUAAUAAGAACCGGUAGAUAGCUAGUUUGGGCAAUUGUCAUGGUAGCAUUUUUAGAACCUGGUGUUGUCUUCUACAUCAUCAUGCAUGUAAUUUUGUAAGUGCAGAUUAUUACAGGAAUUGGCUCAUCUUCCCUUCCCUGAUUGUCUGUAUACCACAACUUUUCUUUUUCUGAGGCAAAAGGAAGUAAUGUAUGUGUAUAUAAAGGUUCAUCUGAUCAACACCCAUAUGUAGUUCUUAGCAUAUUUCAUUUGUCGUCUAAAUAUGAUCAUCUGUUACUGCUAGUUUGGUUGUGACAAAUCCAAGUAAUGAGUACAUGAAAUGGAAAUUUGCUCCUUUUUCUUUUUCUUUUUCUUUUUUAAUAUAUCUUCGAUGCAACU